This is a messenger RNA of Brachypodium distachyon (stiff brome), 4785 nucleotides long. RefSeq names its product ABC transporter G family member 48. The coding region runs from base 197 to 4525 and encodes 1442 amino acids. The transcript is spliced from 19 exons. Gene Ontology annotation, cellular component: membrane. Gene Ontology annotation, molecular function: ATP binding; ABC-type transporter activity; ATP hydrolysis activity. Lineage: Eukaryota; Viridiplantae; Streptophyta; Magnoliopsida; Poales; Poaceae. The record is from RefSeq and is a predicted model, not a curated record.
CUCCACAGCAGCUGCUUUAGCUAUAGAAUACUCUCUCUCCCCAGCAGCAAAUUUACAAGAUGAUCACAGUGAUCUGCACAGACAGCCAUGCACAUGCCUAGAUCUCGUCAACUGCUCCACUACCAAUACACUCAAUAUAUACUGAAGAAGACUCUUCCUAGCUCUAAUUAAUUGCUGGUGUCGAUCGAUCGGGAAGAUGGAGACGGCGGCGGUGGUGAGCGCUAGCGCUAGCCGGCGGCGGAGCACGAGCUGGGGGUCAUCCAUGACGCACUCGUUCCGGCAGCAGGCGGACACGGAGGACCCGUUCGGGCGCGCCCAGUCGCAGCAGGGCCACGACGACGACGAGGAGAACCUUCGCUGGGCGGCGCUCGAGAAGCUGCCCACCUACGACCGCAUGCGCCGCGCCAUCAUCCACCAAGACGACGACGAUGCCGGCGGUAAUCAGCUGCUUGACAUCGAGAAGGUGGCCGGCGGCGAGGCCGGCCGUGCCCUCCUGGAGCGCGUCUUCCAGGACGACAGCGAGCGCUUCUUGCGCCGCCUCAGGGAUCGCGUCGACAGGGUCGGCAUCGACCUCCCCGCCAUCGAGGUCCGCUACGCCGACCUCACCGUCGACGCUGAUGUCUUUGUCGGCAGCCGUGCGCUCCCCACGCUAUGGAACUCCACCACAAACUUCCUCCAGGGUCUUAUUGGACGAUUUGGUACCUCAAACAAGAGGACCAUUAACAUACUCCAGCACGUCCAUGGCAUCCUCAAACCAUCCAGGAUGACCCUUCUUCUCGGACCUCCAUCUUCAGGAAAGAGCACACUUAUGAGAGCCCUUACCGGGAAGCUUGACAAAAGCCUCAAGGUAUCUGGCAACAUCACAUACUGUGGUCAUACAUUUUCGGAGUUCUACCCAGAGAGGACCAGUGCGUAUGUUAGUCAGUACGAUCUCCAUAACGCAGAGAUGACUGUAAGAGAGACAUUGGAUUUCUCCAGGCGAUGCUUAGGCAUCGGUGCCAGAUAUGACAUGCUUGCAGAGCUCGCUAAAAGGGAGCGCGAUGCCGGCAUAAAGCCAGAUCCUGAGAUCGAUGCUUUCAUGAAAGCUACUGCAGUGCAAGGACAAGAGACUAAUAUUAUAACAGAUCUUACUCUCAAGGUGCUUGGGCUUGAUAUUUGUGCCGAUAUCAUCAUUGGUGAUGAGAUGAUCAGAGGAGUUUCUGGUGGCCAAAAGAAGCGUGUCACAACUGGGGAGAUGCUAACAGGACCUGCAAGGGCUUUAUUCAUGGAUGAAAUUUCCACUGGUUUGGAUAGCUCUAGCACAUUCCAGAUUGUAAAAUACGUGAGGCAAUUGGUCCAUGUGAUGAAUGAGACUGUGAUGAUCUCCCUUCUCCAGCCACCACCCGAGACCUACAACCUGUUUGAUGACAUAAUUCUGCUAUCAGAAGGAUACAUUGUGUACCAUGGGCCACGUGAGAACAUCUUGGAAUUCUUCGAGUCUGCUGGUUUCCGGUGCCCUGAAAGGAAAGGAGUUGCUGACUUCCUUCAAGAGGUCUCUUCCAAGAAAGACCAGCGACAGUAUUGGUACCUUGAACAGGAGCAGUAUCGGUACGUGUCAGUGCUGGAGUUUGCUGAACGUUUCAAGUCAUUCCAUGUAGGCCAGCAGAUGCUCAAGGAGCUUCAAAUUCCUUUCGAAAAAUCGAAAACCCAUCCUGCCGCGUUGACCACCAGCAAGUAUGGGCAAUCCAGCUGGGAGUCACUCAAGGCUGUGAUGUUGAGAGAGCAGCUGUUGAUGAAGCGCAACUCCUUCAUCUACAUCUUCAAGGUCACCCAGUUGAUCAUCCUUGCGCUCAUGGCCAUGACUGUAUUUCUCAGAACAGAGAUGCCCGUUGGCAAGAUUUCUGAUGGCACCAAAUUCUUUGGAGCUCUGGCUUUCAGUUUAAUCACCAUCUUGUUCAAUGGUUUUGCUGAGCUACAACUCACCAUAAAGAAGCUUCCCGUGUUCUUCAAACAUAGGGAUUUCUUGUUCUUUCCACCAUGGACAUUUGGACUGGCAAACAUCAUCUUAAAAGUUCCUGUUUCGCUUGUGGAGUCUGCAGUAUGGGUCGUCCUUACGUACUAUGUGAUGGGCUUUGCACCCGCUGCAGGAAGGUUCUUUCGCCAGCUUCUAGCUUUCUUCGCUACUCACCAAAUGGCGAUGGCUUUGUUCCGAUUUCUUGGUGCUAUUUUGAAAACAAUGGUUGUGGCCAAUACUUUUGGGAUGUUCGUGCUCCUUAUUAUUUUCAUCUUUGGUGGAUUUAUCAUCCCUAGAGGUGACAUCAGACCAUGGUGGAUCUGGGGUUACUGGGCAUCUCCUAUGAUGUACAGUCAGAAUGCCAUAUCGGUCAAUGAAUUCCUCGCCAGUAGGUGGGCCAUUCCAAACAAUGACACAACUAUUGAUGCACCAACAGUAGGCAAGGCUAUUCUCAAAUCUAAAGGCUUGUUUACUGAAGAGUGGGGCUUUUGGGUUUCCACCGGAGCCAUUGUAGGAUUCACUAUUUUGUUCAACAUCCUGUAUCUUUUGGCCCUUACAUACUUGAGCUCUAGCAGCGGCUCAAACACACUAGUUUCAGACGAAGAGAAUGAGACAAAUGGAGAGGAAAUGUCUACUAUGCCAUCUUCAAAACCUAUGGAUACCAAUGGAGCAGCAAAUAGGCCAACUCAGUCAGGAAUUGUCUUGCCUUUCCAGCCUCUUUCACUAUCUUUCAACCAUAUAAACUAUUACGUGGAUAUGCCUGCAGAAAUGAAGGAGCAAGGAUUCUCAGAAAGUCGUCUCCAGUUGCUCUCUGAUAUCAGUGGUGCUUUUAGGCCUGGUGUCCUGACAGCAUUAGUUGGCGUGAGUGGAGCUGGGAAGACCACUCUAAUGGAUGUCCUUGCAGGGAGGAAAACUACUGGAGCUAUUGAAGGAAGUAUCGAACUCUCCGGUUACCCCAAACAACAAGAAACUUUUGCCCGCAUUAGCGGCUAUUGUGAACAAACUGAUAUACACUCACCAAAUGUUACUGUAUAUGAAUCCAUUCUCUACUCUGCCUGGCUGCGUCUUUCCUCAGAUGUUGAUGACAGUACGAGAAAGAUGUUUGUGGAGGAAGUCAUGGCCCUUGUAGAGCUUGAUGUGCUGCGUAAUGCUCUGGUUGGUCUCCCUGGAGUUGACGGGUUAUCGACUGAACAAAGAAAGAGACUAACAAUUGCCGUGGAGCUGGUAGCAAAUCCUUCAAUCAUAUUCAUGGAUGAGCCAACUUCUGGGCUUGAUGCUAGAGCUGCAGCAAUUGUCAUGCGCACGGUGAGAAACACAGUCAAUACUGGGCGUACAGUGGUUUGCACAAUCCAUCAACCCAGCAUCGAUAUAUUCGAGUCUUUUGAUGAGCUUCUGCUUUUGAAAAGAGGAGGGCAUGUCAUCUAUGCUGGUGAACUUGGUCGCCAUUCUCAUAAGCUAGUUGAAUAUUUUGAGGCAAUUCCAGGGGUUCCAAAGAUUACGGAAGGAUAUAAUCCUGCAACAUGGAUGCUCGAAGUUAGCUCCCCUCUGGCUGAGGCUCGCCUGGACAUAAAUUUUGCUGAAAUUUAUGCUAAUUCUGUGCUUUACACGAAAAACCAAGAACUUAUCAAGGAGUUGAGUGUUCCACCUCCAGGCUAUCAGGAUCUCUCAUUUCCUACAAAGUAUUCUCAGAACUUCUACAACCAAUGUGUCGCAAACUUUUGGAAGCAAUACAAAUCUUAUUGGAAGAAUCCACCCUACAAUGCCAUGCGCUAUCUCAUGACGUUGCUCAAUGGCAUUGUAUUUGGCACGGUGUUUUGGCAGAAGGGAAAAAACUUAGACUCGCAACAAGAUUUGUUCAACCUACUUGGAGCCACUUAUGCUGCUAUCUUCUUCCUUGGGGCUGCGAAUUGCAUCACAGUUCAGCCUGUUGUGGCAAUUGAACGAACAGUUUUCUACCGUGAAAAGGCAGCGGGGAUGUACUCUCCAUUAUCCUAUGCAUUAGCUCAGACGGGUGUGGAGGUCAUAUACAACAUCUUGCAGGGGAUCCUAUACACACUGCUCAUAUAUGUGAUGAUUGGAUAUGAGUGGAGAGCUGACAAGUUCUUCUAUUUCCUGUUCUUCAUUGUUGCAAGCUUCAACUACUUCACAUUGUUUGGCAUGAUGCUGGUGUCGUUGACCCCGUCUGCGUUGAUUGCAAACAUACUCAUAUCCUUUGCGCUCCCACUUUGGAACCUGUUUGCUGGAUUCCUGGUUGUCAGAACGGCAAUACCAAUUUGGUGGAGAUGGUACUACUGGGCAAACCCAGUGUCAUGGACAAUCUAUGGAGUCGUUGCGUCGCAGUUUGGGGAGAACGGUGGUUCUCUUACGGUCCCUGGUGGCAACCCUGUGGUGGUGAAGCAAUUUUUGGAGGACAAUCUGGGCAUCCGCCAUGAUUUCCUUGGCUACGUUGUGCUAGCCCACUUUGCCUACAUCAUUGCCUUCUUCUUCGUCUUCGGCUAUUCCAUCAAGUUCUUCAACUUCCAAAAACGUUAAUAAGGCACUAGCAAUUAUUUUCAUCUUUCUUUCUUUUUUUCUUUCCUGCAAUCGGAAGCAAUCUACCACUCUCUCUCUCUCUCUCUCUCUCUCUCUGGGUGUAUAUAUAUUAUCAUGUUGUAAAGUAGCCAGCCAGUAGGAUUAAGAAAUGCUCCAUUGGGGUUUUUCUUUUGAGGUACAUUUUUAGUUUUACUAGCAGAAAAUUUUAUUCUACUUGAUUAUUAAUUGUCUUCAUGCUUCCAUUAGGGGCAUUCCUCUUU